AUGAAGCUGAUCGUCGCCGCCGCCGUCGCCUUUGUGGUGUGGCAGGCGCUGCCCAUCGAGUGGGCGCCUGCGCCAAUCACGUGGGUGCUGGCGUCGGCCGCCGCCUGGACGGCGCACCUGCAGCUGCGGUCGCGCGUGCGGCCGUGGGGUGGGCCCCUGACAGAAGGGGAGAAGCUUCUCGUCGGUUGGGGCUACGGCAGCUGUGUGUUCCUGAUGGCCCUCCUGGAGGAAGACCCCAGCUUCCAGGGGUGGGGUGACGUGUACUUCUUUUGCGGCCGCGACAUGCAGUAUUGCACCUGCGACUUCCGAUGGAACAAGAUUGGCUGGUUCAAAGCAGCGGUGCUGUGGAACUUUGUCCUGUCGUCGGCGCUGGGGGCGCAGCGCCUGCUGGUGCAGCUCGCCCUAAACGGCUUCCUGCCUGGCGAGGAGUCGGUGACGUUUGAGUCGUUCGUGUCUGUCUGCUGGCGGCUGGUGCCCUACUACCUCAACCAAUGGGAGGCCAAGUGGGGGGCAGAGUGCACGAGCAUGAUGUUCGAGCUCCCCCACUUCGCCACCGAGCUGCUAAUCGUGCUGCCCUUCGUCCAGAUCCUCGUCAAGCGCCUCAAGAUCCUCGCAGCCUCCCACGUGUCCGCCCAGCUGCCGCCGGGGCAGCCGGGCAUGCGGCUCGCGAAGCUCCUGUUUGCGCCGGACGUCAUGGCUGGCAGAUGCUUUGGUGUAUGCCGUGCAGAGGCAUAA
This is a messenger RNA of Monoraphidium neglectum, 735 nucleotides long. RefSeq lists its product as hypothetical. Lineage: Eukaryota; Viridiplantae; Chlorophyta; Chlorophyceae; Sphaeropleales; Selenastraceae. The transcript has 6 exons. The record is from RefSeq and is a predicted model, not a curated record. Bases 1 to 735 code for a protein of 244 amino acids.